AAACUGCACGGAGAACCUGGCGCUGUCAACAGGAUCCACGUGGAGGGGUAACGGCUCGGCUGUGGAUGCGUACCGGCUCGAGGAGCACCAGCUUCCCGCCUCGGCGGUUCCAACGCAGGUGGCGAUGGCGCACGAGGCACCGUACCCGUUCCCCACGGUGGACGUUCCCGACCACGCCCACUACACCAUCGGCUCCGUCAUCCUCGCGAUCGGCAUCACCGGCAUGGUCGGAAACGUCCUUGUCAUAUACGCCUUCAGCAAGAGUCGCAGUCUGCGGACCCCUGCAAACAUGUUCAUCAUUAACUUGGCGAUCACCGACCUGCUGAUGUGCGUCACUCAGGCACCCAUCUUCUUCACCACCAGCAUGCACAAGAGGUGGAUUUUCGGAGAGAAAGGCUGCGAGCUGUAUGCAUUCUGCGGCGCUCUCUUCGGGAUCUGCUCCAUGAUCACGCUGACGGUGAUCGCCGUCGACCGAUACUUUGUCAUCACGCGACCUCUGACCUCCAUCGGGGUGCUGUCGCGAAGACGAGCCUUCUUCAUCCUCCUGGGUGCCUGGGCCUACUCACUGGCCUGGAGCCUGCCGCCUUUUUUCGGCUGGAGUGCGUAUGUCCCUGAAGGUCUGCUGACGUCCUGCACCUGGGACUACAUGACCUUCACGCCGUCGGUGCGAGCCUACACCAUGCUGCUCUUCAUCUUCGUCUUCUUCCUGCCACUCUUCAUCAUCAUCUACUGCUACUUCUUCAUCUUCCGCGCCAUUCGCAACACCAACCAGGCUGUGGGGAAGGUGGCUGGCAGCAUCCACAGUCACAGCAGCACUCGGGGCUCGAUGAAGAAGUUCCAGCGUCUGCAGAACGAGUGGAAGAUGGCGAAGAUCGCUCUGAUCAUCAUCCUGAUGUACGUCGUGUCCUGGUCCCCCUACUCCGCUGCCGCUCUCACCGCCUUCGCAGGGUACGCAGACAUGUUGACUCCCUACAUGAACUCUGUGCCCGCCGUCAUCGCCAAGGCCUCUGCUAUCCACAACCCCAUCAUCUACGCCAUCACACACCCCAAAUACAGGAUAGCGUUAGCCAAGUACAUCCCGUUUCUCGGCAUGCUGCUCUGCGUUCAUCCUCGCGACCUCCGCUCCGCCAGCAGCAGCUUCGUGUCGACGCGCCGCUCCACCGUCACCAGCCAGACCUCCGACAUCAGCAGCCACACGAGGCAGCAGAGCUACCGGACGACCCGCCUCUCCUCCGCCUCCGACAGCGAAUCGGGUCUGACAGACAUCGAGGCCGAUGGGUCCAGUAUGGGGUCGCGACCCGCCAGCCGCCAGGUCUCCUGUGACAUUAGCAGAGACACCGCCGAGCUCCCCGACUUCAAACCCUCCGCCAGCUUCAAGUCCAAGAUUAAGAACCACGACUCGGGCAUCUUCGAAAAGACGUCCUGUGAUGCUGAUAUUUCUAUAGCAGGAGUCAGUGAACGCAGCAGCAUCCCAAAUACGGAAGUGGCGGAGGUACACGUGAGGAGAGGCACGAUUGGUCGAAUCCCGAGCAUCGUCAUCACCUCGGAGACCAGCCCCUUCCUUCCCAUUGGACGAAACGGCUCCUGCAAUGGCCGAGCAAAGACAGCCAAUCACAGCAACACAGGGGAGGGGCCUGGGUAGAGAAACAAAACAAUAGAAAGUCAAGAAAGUUUCUCUCAUUCUUUUGAGUAAGAAAUGUCAUCUUAUUUUUGUUUUACUGGCACCAAUGGGCUUACAUACUUUCCAAACCAAAGGUAGCCCGUUAUUACCAAUGAAAUGACAAGGUUGAAUGCUAUCACUUCAAUAGCAAUUAACACAUUGUAUUAGCUUAUCAAAACCUUAUCUUUGACCUGUUUUUAAGUCAUAACAACAGAAAAGAAAAGACUUUUAGAUCUUAUAAAAUGGACCAGUACAAAAUACAGCCAGUUAUUGUAAGAGAAAUCAAAAUCUACCCCCUCAAAUGCUUUAAUUAGUUUGUUCAGCCUUGAUACAAAAGGCCCUGCACACUCACACCGGUGUUCUUAGUCCUUUGUACUAAUCAAAGUCUCCACACAGUCUUAAGAAAGAGGUAUAACCACCUGUGUUUCUGUAUUGGACUUUUAAUAAGGACAAUCUUUUAAGUUCUGAAGCCAAACUUUUUUUUACUUAAGGUUUAACCUAAAGAAAACCAUGUUUCUGCUCCUAGAUAAUGUUUGUAAUUUUCUCUCCGGGGUGAACCCCCUGAGCCCUUUACCAAAAGUUUUCUUGGGUUUCAGGAGAAGUUAUAAAUAUGAGAUGAUUAUAAAACUGUGGCUUCCUGUGUCUGUUUUAGUCGUCUGCUUUUUUAUUUAUUUAUGUUUGUGUCCAGCUCAUUCCUCUGUGACAGGUUCGUUUUUCAAUAAGUAAAUAUAGAUACUUGCAAUUGACCAUUCAUAAAAAAAACAACCUAAUGCUCAUUUCAGAACAAAAGAGCCUGGAACAUUUGACUUACAAAACAUUUUGGGAAAACCAUCAUUUUUAAAUGAUCAUUCUUCACUUGGAGCUGGGCUAGCAGUUUCACCUGCUUCCAGUAAUUGUGCUAAGCUAGGCUAACCACCUCCUGGACUUUACCCUGUACUGCGCUCCUGAUUUUACACGUUGGAUGGUAUUUCGAUGCUAACUUUUCCAAAAUGUGUUUUAAAUGUAUUUAUCUUUAUUCUUUCUGUCUCUUUUUGAAUAAUUAAAGUGUAUAUUUUGCUGCGAGGCAGUUUAGUGGAAUGUGAUUGUGAUGACGUUGAUGUUGUUUAAAGGGACAUUAUUGUUGAUUGUAAAGCAGCUGUUGAAAAGCUGACUUGUUGGACUGAGUGAAGUAAUCUGUUCAUUGCCCUAUAGUAGAUUUGAAUGUUUCUAUAAAAAUGAUGCAGCUAUGACACAUUUUCUGCUCCAGUUUUUAUAAAAUUCAGUUAAUUAAACCGAACCACUAGCCAAGUGGCGCCAAGCUAAAUAAUGUGCUAACUUCUUCUGGGCUCAUAGCAAACCCGAGGUCAUUUAAUGUUACGUUUAGUUCAACUGAAACAAACUUUUAUAAGCUGUUAAGCCAAACAAAAUGGUUAAACGGCUAAAUGAAGUUGGUAUCUGCAUUAAUGUGUUUGAAGUGCUGUUAAACUAUAUUGGUAACUAACCAGAAUCGAGCAGGAUACAAAUUGAAACAAACUGUGUAAUAUGCUAAAUUAUUCCAUGGCUAGCUAACCCUAAUUACGAUAAUUUAGCUCCUAAACUAUUAUCUAAACUUCACCAAAGCUGUUCAAGCUGAGUAACAGAAAAAUUAGCCAACAUAUAAGGGGAACUUUUAAACUGAUAAAGGAAGAUGUGGCUAGCAGCUAAAUUGAGAGGCUAGCUAAUGUUUGUGUUACCAUGAUGCAGGUGUAAAACUGGACUGUUACCAAAUACAAUAUACAUGUCUAAAUGAAUGUAUACUCUAAAAAUGUAGCUGCUGUAAAUCAAACCAUUUUCUAAACAACCCAAACUGUUGCUCCGUUGAACUGAACCGUAAGAGUAAGCUAACAUGCUAGCUAACUUUUAUCAUCAUGUUUUAGGAGCUAAACCAAUCUGUUAAGAAACAUCAACAAAAAAUUGUCCACGUGAGCUGACAUUUAGCUGAACUAAAACAAACUUUAUAAGCUGCUUAACUUUACAGUCAGACUAAUCAAGACAAUUUAGCCGCUAAAGCUAACUAUAACCUAACCUGACUCUAAGUGCUAGCUACUAAGAUUAGCCUGAAAGAACACUUGAUGUUUUGACAGCUUUGCAUCGUAUAUGGAGUUUGAAAUAGUUGUUAUAUUUACUCCCAGGCCUCUAAAUGUUUAACCAUCCUUUCUAAGGCCUGCCGGAACACAAACCUGUACUGUAUUGGUGUAACUUACAAAUCAUUCCACCUCGUAUCAUAACGCAACAAUUAAACCAGCAGCAGUAGCUAUGGAGUAAAUGUUGAAUAGACAGUAUUUCAAAUGCAGGUGUUUGUUAUAUAUUAGUUUUGUGUUUUAAAGUUCAUGUUCUGAAAGAUUGUUUGAUAAAGGAAAGAGGGUUUUAUUGUAGUUUUGUAACUCUUGUCUACUUCAGUGUUGAUCUUGUUUAUUUUUAUAAAUAAAUAUCUACUCACAGUAUUAAUGUGGACUCUUUUACUAUAACUAUAAAAGCUAUUACAUUCAGUAUGAAGUAU
Messenger RNA from Eleginops maclovinus (Patagonian blennie), 4178 nucleotides. Its product is annotated as melanopsin-A-like. Lineage: Eukaryota; Metazoa; Chordata; Actinopteri; Perciformes; Eleginopidae. Gene Ontology annotation, biological process: cellular response to light stimulus; phototransduction; G protein-coupled receptor signaling pathway. Gene Ontology annotation, cellular component: plasma membrane. The record is from RefSeq and is a predicted model, not a curated record. Gene Ontology annotation, molecular function: G protein-coupled photoreceptor activity. The transcript has 11 exons. Bases 125 to 1642 code for a protein of 505 amino acids.